Molecule: messenger RNA, 450 nt
Organism: Exophiala bonariae
Lineage: Eukaryota; Fungi; Ascomycota; Eurotiomycetes; Chaetothyriales; Herpotrichiellaceae
Exons: 1
Coding region: 1-450 (149 amino acids)
Source: RefSeq, a predicted model, not a curated record
AUGGCGGCCACCACACCAGCAAACAACACUAAAGCCGCCCGCAAACAACCAUCGGCUUUUUUCAAGGGUGCCAACCGAGUCACCAAAAAGCCACUCUUCACAACGAGCCAAGAAAUUGGCAUGAAGGCUGUCCAGGCGAUCAGGACGGCCCCCUACAAGACAACAGAGAGGCACCGGCCGCAAACUUCCGGGGCGAGUGGGAACAGGUCAUCCAAAGCGGUGACAAUCACCAGAAAAGUUCAAAUGCCCAAAGUGGUAUAUGAACCCGUGCUGGAGAGGACUUCGGCAAUCACAGACGAGGAGGCCUGGGACAAGCUCAUGGCCGAGGGGAAGGCUGAGAAGGAGGCCAGGGAGGCGGGGUUAGCUGAGUCCCCGGAAGAGAGGAGGGCGAGGAAGCAGAAGGAGAAGGAGGCCCAGUUGGCCAGGCGCAAGAAGGCAUUGGGGAACUGA